AUGUUUCUGCAAAAGCCCCAAUCGCAAGACCUGCAGGCUGAGGUAGCCCAGCUCGAGUCGCGGCUGCAAGAUGUUCGGGCUCAACUAGCCGGCUCACUCUACCCGAGCCCUCCAUCCUCGCAUACUAAUUCCAAGACGUCCUGGACGUCCGAUGACGCCUAUAAUAAUAAGAAUAAUAAUCCCAUUAAAUUCCAAGCGGAUGCGGUCCGCUCUUCCUCACUGCACGCGCUGCUGCUCCUCUCCGACUCCGCCCUACCACUGGGCUCAUUUGCAUACUCCAGCGGGCUGGAGUCUUACCUUGCGCAUAAUAAACCAGUUCGCUCAACACCAAUCGCUUCAUUUAAUCGCUUCCUCCGACUCUCCAUCGCUUCCAUCGCAAGCACCUCGCUACCUUACGUUCUGGCAGGCUACCGAGAGCCCGAGAUGCUAGAAACGCUCGAUAAUGACCUAGAUGCAUCGACACCAUGUGUCCUUCGCCAGCCCGGAGCAAACGGCCGAGCCCGCGGCGACGCCAUCGAUGACUUCUCCGAGGCAUUGAAGUCUUGCUUUGACGAUGCAGACGAGUUGGGCCCCCGUGGUCACUUUGCGCCACUCUGGGGAGUGGUGUGUCGGGCUAUGGGCUUGGAUUUGCAGCAGACGGCGUAUAUCUUUGUUCUGAACCACGCCAAGGCUAUUCUCAGCGCCGCCGUGCGAGCGUCGGUGAUGGGGCCCUACCAGGCCCAGAAUGUGUUGGCCAGCCAGAACUUACAGGAUACGAUCAUGGCGCGCAUCAAGCGCGAAUGGAAUACCGAGGUCGAACAGGCCGGGCAGGUCGUGCCGGCACUGGACCUGUGGGUCGGUAGACACGAGCUGCUUUAUAGUAGAAUCUUCAAUUCAUGA
Molecule: messenger RNA, 879 nt
Organism: Penicillium alfredii
Lineage: Eukaryota; Fungi; Ascomycota; Eurotiomycetes; Eurotiales; Aspergillaceae
Product: urease accessory protein UreF
Exons: 3
Coding region: 1-879 (292 amino acids)
Molecular function (GO): nickel cation binding
Source: RefSeq, a predicted model, not a curated record